Oncorhynchus nerka (sockeye salmon) is the source of this 1572-nucleotide messenger RNA. Its product is annotated as transforming acidic coiled-coil-containing protein 2-like. NCBI's taxonomy places the organism in Eukaryota, Metazoa, Chordata, Actinopteri, Salmoniformes, Salmonidae. The coding region runs from base 28 to 1572 and encodes 514 amino acids. The record is from RefSeq and is a predicted model, not a curated record. Gene Ontology annotation, cellular component: cytoplasm. The transcript has 4 exons. Gene Ontology annotation, biological process: mitotic spindle organization; cerebral cortex development; cell population proliferation.
UUGAGGGAGAUCUAGCAGAGGAGGAGAAUGGGAGCUGAGCAGUCCCUGGAAGAUGGACAGGCUCCCUGUCUAACCAAGGAGCACACAGAGACCAUGAGCUCAGACUCUGACGGAGCGUUCGAGACGCCAGAGUCGACCACCCCUGUCAAGUCCCCCACGGAGACAGACCCUCAUACCCAGCUGCUGACCUUGGAAGACACCGGUCUUGGCUGUGACUCUGAGGCAGACGGUGAACCCGGGUCAGAGGCUAAAGGUCACCAUGGUAGCUCCCUGUCCAUAGUCUUUGACGAGGACAAGCCCAUAGCUGCUAGCGGAGCGUAUAACCUAGACCAGCUCAUAGCUGCUGCUGCUGCUGCUGCUGAGGCCCAGAGCCGAUCAACUCUAACCCGCUCUCUGAGCCUCCAGGCUGGGGAGCUAGACGGCGGAGGAUCCUCCAUCUCAAUCGGAGACUCCCGUCCCUUAGCUGAGGCCUUUAGUGUUGACUGUGGUACUGAGAGUGCUCCAGGGACUCUCCGCAGACCCUCCAAGAAGGGGCCUCUCCGCCCAGGCGGCUCCCUGAAAAAGAAGCCUCUCCCCAGGCAGAGCUCUAACCUAGAGAGCCCCCAACUGCCGUCCUCUGGAACCACACCGGAGCUGGAGAAGAGUGCCGAGCCCACCAGAGCAGCCAGACCCCUAUUGGACUCUGAGGAUCUGGAAGUAGGAGGAGUCACAGUAGACUCCGCCUCUCUCACUGAAGAGACCAAUCACACUAGCCCAGAGACAAAUAAUCAACUAAUCCUGGCCCCUACUUCUACUCUGACCCCGACCCCAGCUAUCUCUAUACCCAACCGACAGGAGGACACCCCCAUCUCCGUGCCGGAGGCUCCCCCAGGCAGCGAAGGCUCUCCCCUCAGUGGGACCUACAAAUGGGACCCAGACAACUUUGAAGACAUCGACCCGUUCAACAACUCCCCGCCGUUGGGUAGUAAGGGAGGCGUGCUGUCCGUUGUCUCUAACCCCCCAGAGCACCCUAACGCCGAGCCAACUCUUCCCUCAACCAGCCCCCCUAUUCGAACCUCAGGGGCGGUCAGACUGGAGUUUGACUAUUCUGAGGAGACCCUCGAGGAGCCUCCCAAGGCCUCUCCACCACCCAAGAAGCUGGGCAAAAAAGCAGGCUCCAAGAUGCCUCUAAGGAAGCCCAGGAUGGGUCUGAAGAAGGCCGUCCAGCCCCCAUCUGAACCCCUAGACAACAGCCUAAUCCCCGAUGACAUCCCCGUCUCUAAGCCCUCCUAUAACUCUGACCCGGCUCAGUGGGACGACCCGUUCGGCUCUAACAGCGGGAUCCUUAUCUCUCCCGAGCUGAACAAACCCUCCUAUAGUUCUGACACCUUCAAUGAGUCAGCUGUCAACUCCUUCAAGGGUUCGUCCAAUAGGACGGCUGCGUUUCCACCCAAGGCUGCCUCUGGCUCCGCCUCUUUCGAGGUGUCGGCCAAUGACGACGAGGUUGAUAACGAUAACGAUGAAGUUAGGGAGCUGGAGGACCACAACCAGAACAAACCGGCCAAGACCAAGAUGAAACCAAUCAAAUCGUAA